Eublepharis macularius is the source of this 4442-nucleotide messenger RNA. It is a transcript of the gene ATP10D, whose product is annotated as ATPase phospholipid transporting 10D (putative). Gene Ontology annotation, molecular function: magnesium ion binding; ATPase-coupled intramembrane lipid carrier activity; ATP binding. The record is from RefSeq and is a predicted model, not a curated record. Gene Ontology annotation, biological process: phospholipid translocation. Gene Ontology annotation, cellular component: plasma membrane. The transcript is spliced from 24 exons. Bases 127 to 4101 code for a protein of 1324 amino acids. NCBI's taxonomy places the organism in Eukaryota, Metazoa, Chordata, Lepidosauria, Squamata, Eublepharidae.
GGGGACCUCGGCGGCGGAGCGAUUCUUCGCGUGAGGCGUGCGUGCGGGAUCGGGACCCUCCCUCUGCGAUGCGGCCGGAGGGACGACUAGAUACAGCCAGGAUUGCAGACCUCUUAUGAUGAGAACAUGGCAGAGCCGCUGCGGUGGCCCAGAUAUCGCUGGCACCGCCUGAUAUCCGCAAAACACAGAGAGGACGGCGGUACUGAAAGAGAACCUUCCUCCGUAGGGCUCAGUCAGCCAUCCAAGAUGACCAACGAGCACAGAAUAGUUAUCCCUCACCUGGAGUGCUUUAAAGAAGAAUAUGAAAAAGUGUCCAAGCGUUAUAAGAACAACAGAAUACGAACUACCAAGUACACCUUAUGGAACUUUAUACCAAGAAACUUAUUUGAACAGUUUCACAGAGUUGCCAAUUUAUAUUUUCUCUUUAUCGUUGUGCUGAACUGGAUUCCUGUGGUGGAAGCCUUUCAGAAGGAAAUCACAAUGAUACCUCUCCUAGUCGUUCUUACAGUUAUCGCAGUCAAAGAUGGCCUAGAGGACUACGCAAAAUACAAGUUGGACAAAAAGUUAAACAACUUAUUAACCCAGGUCUACUGUAGAAAUGAAAAAGAGUACGUAGAUGAAUUUUGGAAAAAUGUUACUGUUGGAGACUUUAUCCGAUUGUCAUGUAAUGAGGAAAUCCCUGCUGACAUGGUGUUGUUAUAUUCCACUGACGCAGAUGGAAUCUGUUACAUGGAAACAUCCAGCCUCGAUGGAGAGACCAAUUUGAAACAGCGGCAGGUGGUGAAAGGAUUCGAAGAUCAGGAGUCUGAAGUAGAUCCAGAGGAGUUCUUGAGUAAAAUAGAAUGUGAGAGCCCUAACAAUGACCUCAACAGCUUCAAGGGUUUUGUGAAGCAUACGAAUCAGGAGUCGGUGGGCCUGAGUAAGGAGAACUUACUCCUGCGAGGAUGCACUAUCAGAAACACGGAAGCUGUUGUUGGCAUUGUGGUAUAUGCAGGUCACGAAACCAAAGCGAUGCUGAACAACACAGGGCCUCGCCAGAAGCGAAGUAAACUUGAGAAAAGGGUGAAUGACCACAUCUUGUGGUGUGUCCUGCUUCUGAUUGUGAUGUGCUCUGUAGGGGCUGUGGGUCAUUGGAUUUGGCUGGGUAGGUAUUCACAGCCCGCUUUGUAUAGUAUCACAGACUCCACUGGAAAACAGAUUAUCACUCCAUCAUUGGGAGCAUUCUAUUUAUUUUGGAGAAUGAUAAUUUUAUUACAGGUCUUGAUUCCAGUUUCUCUUUAUGUUUCCAUUGAAUUUGUCAAAUUGGGGCAAAUCUAUUUAAUUCAGAAUGACAUUGAUUUUUACCACGAAAAGACAAACACCACAAUUCAGUGUAGAGCGCUGAAUAUUGCUGAAGACCUGGGGCAGAUUGAGUAUCUUUUCUCCGAUAAGACUGGAACACUCACAGAGAACAAAAUGGUUUUCCGGAGAUGCACCAUAGCAGGGCAGGAAUACGGACAUGAAGAAAAUGCUAAAAGGCUAGAGUUAUAUCAAGAUGCUGAAUCCGAAGAUGAGGACAUGACCUUUUCAUCACAUACUUUGAGGCACGUGUCCAGAGUGAAGAUGUCCCACGCCAAUACUUUCCUGAGUAGCAAGUCCUUGCACCGUUCCUGCAAAAGCAGCUUUGGCAUAGGGGCGUGGCAUGCCAGGCAGCUGGCCUUCAGCAGCCCCAUCGAGACUGAUGUUGUGCCGGACAUUAUGCUUAUGCAGAAAUUUAGUCGAAUCUCUUACCAUAUCUAUGCACCCUCUGUGAUGGAACACAUGACCUCAGAGACAGUGUACAUCACCGAAUUUUUCAUCGCUCUGGCCAUUUGCAACACCGUCGUCGUUUCAACACCUAGUCAACCAAGUCAAAAGAGGCAAUGGCCUUCACUAGCUAGAUUACCUGUUUUACCUUUGGAUGAACUUAGAAAGAUCAUAGAUAAGUUUUCAGUUCGGAAAUCAAUCUUCUCACCUGCUUCAAGUAGAAGAGCUACAGUGUCUGACAGCACUGGGAAUUUUGCCAAUUCGGUGGAUAUUUUCAGAGAGAAGGUGCCAUCCCCUCCAGCUGAUGUGCCAUCAGUAAGUCCUGACGUAGCGAUGCCACAAGAAGUACUGAACGUUCCUGCUGCCAGUGGUCCUGGAUUGCAGUCUCAGCCAUCGGACGAGUCUCAGCUAUGCUACGAGGCAGAGAGCCCCGACGAGGCAGCUCUGGUUCAUGCGGCGAGGGCAUAUUUAUGCACAUUACAAUCUAGGAGUCCUGAUCAAGUUACAGUAGACUUCGGUCCUUUGGGCAUUUUAACAUUUCAGUUGUUGCACAUCCUCCCAUUCGACUCCAUCCGAAAACGGAUGUCUGUCGUGGUUCGGCACCCAAUCUUAAAGCAAGUUGUGGUUUACACAAAAGGGGCGGACUCCAGCAUAAUGGAAUUGCUGCAGACAGAUCCCACAGGUAUUAAAAAGGUAGACAUACGAAAGGAGAGAAUUAAGGAAAGAACUCAGAGACACUUAGAUGAAUAUGCCAGAAAAGGACUGCGCACUCUCUGCAUAGGUAUGAAGGUAAUGAGUGACUUGGAGUACAAUGAAUGGCUAAAGGAGCAUUUUAUAGCUGAACGCAAUAUCGAUAGCAGGGAGAAGCUGCUCGUUGAGUCUGCCUUGAGGCUUGAGAACAACUUUACUUUGCUUGGUGCCACUGGGGUUGAAGAUCGUUUGCAAGAGGGUGUUCCAGACACCAUAGCAUCACUCAGAAGAGCUGGAAUUACCAUCUGGAUGCUGACUGGGGAUAAACACGAGACAGCUGUGAACAUAGCACAUGCCUGCAGAUUGCUGGAACCAGCUGACAAACUCUUCAUCCUCAAGUCCGAUAAACAGAGAGCCUGUGGACAGUUGAUAGAUGAAAUAUUAGAAGAAAUGAGGAUCGGUCUGCAGUCUAAAGGAAGCCACGUCACAAGCCCUUUGAGACUGUCUACAGGAUCAGUCACCCCCAUCCCCCAGCUCAGCACGGGCCUCAUUAUAGAUGGACCAUCCCUAGCCUUUGCCUUACAUGAAACGGUGCGGAGCAAGUUCCUGCAGCUCGCAGCACGGGUACGAGUCGUCAUCUGCUGCCGAGCAACGCCCCUGCAGAAGAGCCAGGUGGUGAAACUGGUGAGAAAGGAGCUCAAGGUGAUGACUCUGGCGAUAGGUGAUGGUGCCAACGACGUCAGCAUGAUCCAAGUUGCUGAUAUUGGGAUUGGGAUCUCUGGUCAAGAAGGCAUGCAGGCUGUGAUGGCCAGCGACUUUGCAGUUUCUCAGUUCAGACACCUCAACAAACUGCUGCUUGUUCACGGUCACUGGUGUUACUCUCGGCUGGCCAACAUGGUCCUUUAUUUUUUCUACAAGAAUCUGGCAUACGUAGCCAUCCUGUUCUGGUUCCAGUUCUUCAAUGGAUUUUCAGGAAUACCCAUGACAGACCACUGGAGCCUGAUUUUUUUCAACCUUCUAUUCACAUCAGUACCACCCAUCGUUUAUGGUGUUUUGGACAAAGAUAUAUCUGCAGAAAUCCUUCUCCACCUUCCACAACUUUACAAAACUAGUCAGAAAUCUGAGCCAUAUGUAUCUUCAGCCUUCUUGGUCAACCUGAUAGAUGCUUUUUACCAAAGCCUGGCUUGUUUUUUCACCUCUUACAUGACUUACGCUGGUUCUGAUAUAGACAUCUUUUCUUUUGGGGUACCUCUCAACACUUCCAUCUUCUUUAUAAUAUUACUGCACCUUCUGAUUGAAAGUAAAUCAGUGAAUUGGAUAUACAUGACUGUUAUGGUUGGAAGCAUCGUCCUCUAUUUCUUCUUUGCUGUGGUUUUUGGCGCGAACUGCGUCCUCUGCAAUCCACCUGCCAAUCCCUACUGGAUCGUGCAGAAGCACCUGAGUAAUCCAAGGUUCUAUCUGGUUUGCAUCAUGUCCACCCUUGUGGCUCUUUUCCCCAGGUAUCUGUUCAGGGUGAUGCAAGGGACUGUGUUCCCAACUCCACUAAUGAAAGCCAGGCGCCUGGAAGGUCGGGUCCCCGUGCAGCGGAAAAGUCAGCUGCGCAGUGAAAGAGUAGCCUCCGUAUGAGGAUAUCACAGAUCCUUACCUCAAAGAGAUCUUACAUUGGUCGGAUAAGAGAUGACAUGUGUGCCUAUUUCUACCUGCCAGUCCCACCCCCAGCAUCUCAAGCCUUGAGGAAGAAUCGCAAGCCACGGCUGCCUUUCACCUGGGGAGAAAGGCCUUGCCAUUGAAGCUGAGCGUUUCCACCCCUAUAUGCAACCUGUAAAAAACACUGGUACUGUUUGGCUGAUUAAUGGCUGGUUAUUUGAGUUUGUAUUGUAUUAUAAUAGGAUAUUUGUAAGCUGCCUUAGGUGUUCUUUGAACAGAAAGGUGGGGUAUAAAUAAAUAACUGUUUUUGGUAUCUUUGA